Paramuricea clavata is the source of this 1579-nucleotide messenger RNA. The record is from the annotation of a GenBank genome assembly. Lineage: Eukaryota; Metazoa; Cnidaria; Anthozoa; Malacalcyonacea; Plexauridae.
AUGAUUCCUUCUGCUAUCCCACAGGAGUUACAAGAUUUGACCCAAGUUGAGGAAAUGUUGAUUGCUCAAGCACUCCCAAUCAUGAGAGUCUAUAUUAAACCAGGUGGACAACGAGGUUACUCAGGGCAAUGUAUCAACUUGCCACAAAAUGUAAAGGAAUUGGCCACAUCUUUGCUAAGAUAUCCAAAUGAAUUGUCUGUUAUCAUUGUCCAAACUAAAGGUAAAAAUAACACAUUUAAAGAUUUGACUGUAAGGAAACAAAAAGUGCACAAUGCUUUAUUAUGGCUAAUGCAAAAUAACCCUCAUUAAAUUCCUUGCCUGAAAAUGGCGUACCACCAAGUCUUAUGACUGUUGAGACUGAUGAUGACAAAGUCUCAGAUGAUAAUUGUUCUCCUGAUGUAGGUCCUCCUACUGAUAAUCCAUCAGAGGAUAUUAUUUAUAAUGACUCUACUGAAAUGAGUAGUUUUUUACCUGUUGGCGAACAGCAACAACAGGAAAUUGAAGCUGUUAGAAAUCAGCUCUCUGAAAAUGAACCCAUGCCUUGGCCUACAAUUGAAACUGGACCAAUUAAUGAAUAUCAGAUAUCACAUUUGGCCACAAUGGCUUUCCCAACAUUAUUUCCUGAUGGAAAAGCCGACCCUACUAAUUCAGGUAUAUUAAGAGACGUUCCUCUUCAAGAACGAAUUAAGCAUCUUUUGAAAUGUGCUGAAGUUAUUCAUUGUAAAUGGAUCUACCGUUUUGCCAGCCAUUCCAGAUUUUAUAUUGGGCUUUUAAUAUGAUCCAAAGAAAACGUAUUUUGCAGCAAAGUGGGAUAUUCCUAAAACAAAAUCCAGGUGAAGCACAUCUCACUAUUGAUGAACUAAGAGAAAUGGCUGCCAGUAACAACACUAAUGUUUUUAUGUCCAAGCUUUCAAGGUAUGUUGGCAAUAUUGCUGGCACUAAUGCUUAUUGGAGUAGAGUAAGAGAAGAACUCAAAGCCAUUAUAACUAGUGUUGGAGCACCAACAUUAUUUUGUACUUUUUCCUCUGCAGAUAUGCAUUGGCCUGAGUUACAUGCUUUAUUUAAAGCGAGUACUGAUUGCGAAACGGGUAGUUCUACCAGUAAUGUAAGACGACAAAAUGUUAUUAACAAUCCCCAUAUUGUGGAUUGGUUUUUCACCCAAAGAUUAGAAAGCUUUGUAAAACACUGGCUUUAUGAAACACUUGGUGCGAAAUGGCACUGGUUUCGAUAUGAAUAUCAAGGUAGAGGUAUCCAUUGUCAUGGUACUGCUAAACUAAAUAAUGACCCAGGUUUGUGUCAACUUACUCAGACUGCUUUGAAAGGUUUCUUAGCUCAAAAAUUUAAAGAUGAAAAUGAUUGUUCCGACACAACUGAACUAGACCAGGAUAUUGAAGCUGGUCAGAAAGCAGCUGACACAGUAUGUCAGUAUGUUGAUUGGUUAUUAUCAACCGUCAAUCCUAAUCCAACAGAUGAGGACAUGUGGAUAAGACCUGAGGUUCAUCCAUGUCAAAGAAGUCAUCAUGACAUUUCUGAACAUGAAAAACAAUCAGAUUAUGCAGAUCUAUUAAACAUGGUUUAA